This is a messenger RNA of Paramecium sonneborni, 1226 nucleotides long. NCBI's taxonomy places the organism in Eukaryota, Ciliophora, Oligohymenophorea, Peniculida, Parameciidae. The record is from the annotation of a GenBank genome assembly.
AUGAUUAUACAGAAGUCUGUGUAUAUACUUCCCUACAAGACAACAUUUAAUUAUGAAAUAGAAUCAAAUACUACUAUCGGUGAUUUACUGUCUUUCAUAUAAGAAUAAGAAAAGUAAGUUAAAAUAAUAUUUUAGUAUAUUAGGAAGUAUCAAUACUUGGAUUUGCUAUUCCUAAUAAAGGAAUAUAUUUUUGAAUUAUUAAGAUGAAGUUGGAGAUAUUGAUCAAGAGUCAUUUAUAGUACAAUGUAAUAAAUAAAUUGAAAGACCUAAAUUUAUUACAGCUAUCAUUUAACCUUAAAAUAUAAAUUUUCAAUUUAAAGUAAUCUCUACUUUUCUUGUAUCAGAAGUCUUAUAUUAUCUUAGUUAGAAAAUUUAGUAAUAUAUUUCUUAUAAUUUGAAGAAUUUUUGAGAACUUUGAAAAUUGGGUUUGUCAUUCUACAUCUGAAAAUCGAAUCUUAGAAUCCUAUGAAACACUUGGAGAAUCAGAAUCAGACUCUUUAGUGAUUACUACUAAUAGAAUUACGAUUUUAAAAAAAAUUUAAUUGGGUCAAAAUAUAUAAUUUUCUAUAGAAGUACUUCCCAAUACAAAAAUUUCAGAAAUACUUGAAAAUGCUAAAGUAACUUAAAAGUAAAAAUUAUAUAUCAUACAUAGAAUACAGGGAGAUCAUUAAUUAUGGAGAUGUUUUUCAUUUUAAUUAAAUUAAUAUCUUAACUUAGAUUCUUAUAUAAAUCUAAUAAAUGAAGAACUUCUACUUAUUACUGCCUAUCCAACAUAAAAUGGUCUAUUUAACACUGAAAAAUUAUUUUAAACAAGCCUCGACUUAUUCAAUACUAAUUUAACAAUUCAUAAUUAUACAAAACAACUACAUUAAACAUAAAUUUAAGUAUAGAUUUAUAUAAUUUUUAGCCUCAAUUAAUUGAUGAAGAAAAGAUAUAACUAAAUACUGAAAUAUAAGAUGGAUUACAAAAAAGAUUUAUACUAUUCUAUUUUAAAUCUAAUAUUACUAUUGAGGAAAUAGCCCUUUCUAUUUUAAAUUAUUUAUCAAUUUAAAUGUAAAAUUUAUAAUAUUUUUAGAAAUACAGCUUCUCUAGAUCUAUAUAUAAAUGGACAUUAAUAUAAUAAUUAAAAAGACAGAAUUUAAACAUUAAACUAAUUUAAAAUAAAAAAUAAUUCAUAAGUUAUAGCUAGAGUAAGAUGGUUAGACACAAAAGCCAAUAUAUUUUGA